This is a messenger RNA of Postia placenta MAD-698-R-SB12, 1184 nucleotides long. RefSeq lists its product as hypothetical. Gene Ontology annotation, molecular function: protein binding; structural molecule activity. The record is from RefSeq and is a predicted model, not a curated record. The transcript has 6 exons. Lineage: Eukaryota; Fungi; Basidiomycota; Agaricomycetes; Polyporales; Adustoporiaceae. Gene Ontology annotation, biological process: protein import into nucleus; positive regulation of TOR signaling; COPII-coated vesicle budding. Gene Ontology annotation, cellular component: COPII vesicle coat; nuclear pore outer ring. Bases 101 to 1123 code for a protein of 340 amino acids.
CGUGCAGCAACUUGAUGAACCGUGACCACCACGUCGGCCUGCACAGGUCUAAAGUCGACUUUCUCUUCGUUACGCUCGAUAACCCGCGCUCUCGGACAAAAUGCCGUCCACAGCGAAUGCGGCGGACCCCAUCCCAAUAGAGACGUCCCAUGAGGACAUGAUCCACGACGCGCAAAUGGACUACUACGGCAAGCGCAUCGCCACAUGCUCGUCGGACCGCACAGUGAGGGUGUUCGACGUGGUCGACGGGGAGACACCAAAGGGACAGACACUCAGAGGACACACCGGGCCCGUGUGGCAGGUCGCCUGGGCACACCCCAAGUUUGGCCACAUCCUCGCGUCGUGCUCGUACGACGGCAAGGUCAUCAUCUGGAAGGAGCAGCCUGCGCAGGGCCCGUCCCCGGGUGGCUGGGCGAAGAUCAAGGAGCACACCCUGCACAAGGCGUCCGUCAACUCCGUUUCAUGGGCCCCCCAUGAGCUGGGCGCGAUCCUCGCGUGCGCGUCCUCCGACGGGACCAUUUCCGUCCUCACGUUCAAGAACGACGGCCAGUGGGGCGCCGACGUGUUCGACGGACACGCCAUCGGCUGCAACGCGGUCUCCUGGGCGCCCGCUGUGCAGCCCGGGUCUCUGAUCGCGCCGCAGCCGACCGCGUCGCUCCCCGGCCAGCCGUCUGCGGGGCUGCAGAGCGUGAAGCGCUUCGCGAGCGCGGGCUGCGACAACCUCGUGAAGAUCUGGGGCUUCCGCGACGACACGCAGGCGUGGAUCGAGGAGGAGGUGCUCGAGGGGCACACAGAUUGGGUGCGCGACGUCGCGUGGGCGCCGAAUAUUGGGCUGCCCCGGAGCUAUAUUGCGACAGCGUCCCAGGACAAGACGGUGCUGAUCUGGACGAAGGACACGCCGACGUCGCCGUGGGUCAAGACGGCGCUCGACGCGUCGUCGGUGUCGGUCUCGCCGACGUCGGGGGCCCCUGCCACAGCGGGGAAGUUCCCAGACGUUGUGUGGCGCGUGUCAUGGAGCCUGGCAGGGAACAUCCUCGCGGUGAGCUGUGGCGACGGGAAGGUGACUUUGUGGAAGGAGAACCUGAAGGGUGUGUGGGAGUGUGUGAGCGACAUGACGAGCUAGGUGCUUUCUCUCCUGUAGUCUACUUCUUUGGCCGGACUAUAUGCAUUCAUUUCAUGUUUUU